AUGGCUCUCAUCGAUGCACAAGUGCACUUCCUAGAGGAACAGAUUGUACUGGUGCACAUCCCAUUGGAACUGUACCCCUACUUCUUAAAGUCUGUUCUCAGACUCAUUUUUGAUGAAACACCACCACUGGAAGAUGAGACAGAUGACGAUGCAGCAUUUGAUGAUUUCGAACACGCUUCGGACUAUGGCUACAAACCACCCGCAUUCAUGAAUAUCUCCAUCACUCCAGUCGAAGUCUCCGUCAUGUGUCCUAGACGUCUAGUCGACAAAUACUUCGUCCCAGUCAUGGAUCAACUCGACCAGUUGGAUGUCUCCCUCCGCUCCCGCCUGGUCGUGAGUGAGAAUGACUACAUCGCCAUGCAAGUCCUCGGCCAAGGUCUAGAAGCCGGCAAGCGGGUCCUGGAAUUAACCAGUCCACUUGCCCUGGCAGGCAUCUCCAUCUUCUUCAUCUCAACCUACUUCUCCGACUAUAUAAUAGUCCCCCAAAAAAGCAAAGCAAGCGUAAUGACCGCGCUAGAAAAAAGAGGUUUCCAAUUCGACAACGCUUCAGCUUUCAUCACCAACCCCCUCAGCCCAACAAUCGAAAGAAGACUCAGCGACCUCAUCCCACCAGGAACACCACCCCCUUCAACUCUAGCCGAACUCCAAUCCCGCACCUUCAACAACCUCCGCAAACACCAAAUCACCCCGUCCGUAGACCACUCCCUACGGCUAGUUCAAUGCGCCGCCCACCACGAAUACCACUCCCAGGAAUCAUCAAUGUCCAUCCUGCGCGACGCACUAACAACAGUCCUCCUCGUCGACGAACCCCGCUUCCUCUCCCUAACCCUCGCAUCCCUUGAUCCAGCAGCUUCCCUCCUCAUAGAGAAGCGUCUCCUCCCCCGCUUCGCACGCCAAUCAACCUCCUCAACAGGGACACCAACAUACGAAGAUGGCUCCGGUCUCCUCCUCGGCUCAAAAGAAGACCAUCUUAUUCCAAUCACCCUCGACCUCCGCGACCUCCCCCUCGAAGCAUCCGGUAUCGUCUGCGGCGUCGCGGGUCGGCUCGCAGACGCAGCUACCUCAUCCCACCAUGCAUUCAGCGCGGAUUCACCCGUAGGCAGUGGUGCUAGUAGCAUAGUCGGAUCAGUGCCCAAAUUGUUUGAUUCUUUCGGUACGCGUCUCGCGGCUCUUUCGAUCGAUAAAAAAUACCCUACCUCCACUUCUGCGCCGUCGCAUGGAUUACAUCCCUUGCCAACUUCGACGCAUCAUCUCCAGCCUGAUGUGGAUGUCGCCGAUGCUGUCGAAAUUAGUUUCUUGAGUACGGCACGUGCCGGCACGAUUAUCGUUGGGGAGGAUGAGCUUAGGAGGGCGAUUGAUGCUCUUGAAGAGGAGAAGAUGCAGUCGCCUAAACUUGAGGGGAUUCAGUUGAACUAG
Molecule: messenger RNA, 1416 nt
Organism: Penicillium concentricum
Lineage: Eukaryota; Fungi; Ascomycota; Eurotiomycetes; Eurotiales; Aspergillaceae
Product: ACT domain-containing protein
Exons: 3
Coding region: 1-1416 (471 amino acids)
Biological process (GO): regulation of intracellular signal transduction; cellular response to L-arginine
Cellular component (GO): cytosol
Source: RefSeq, a predicted model, not a curated record